UUUUUGGUCGCAUAUUAAUAAUCUGAGAAGACGAGUUUAGUUUACUGAGUGAGGGGAAAGAGCGUGAAAAGACCAAAUUGACCUUGGAUCUUCGUCUUUCCUCUCUCUCUCGCUUCGCUUCUUCUGCUAGCUCCAUCUCCGAUUCCUUUUCCUUCGUCUUCUAGAAGCUUCUACCAUGAACGGGAAGGCCAACGUCACCAAGGAGCUCAACGCCAAGCACAAGAAGAUAUUGGAAGGACUUCUUAAAUUACCAGAUAACAGGGAAUGUGCUGACUGCAAAGCUAAAGGUCCAAGAUGGGCUAGUGUAAAUCUUGGCAUCUUUAUAUGCAUGCAGUGUUCUGGAAUACAUCGAAGUUUGGGGGUACAUAUAUCAAAGGUCCGUUCUGCAACCCUGGACACUUGGCUUCCAGAGCAAGUUGCAUUCAUUCAAUCAAUGGGAAACGAGAAAGCAAAUAGUUUUUGGGAAGCAGAAUUACCUCCAAAUUAUGAUAGAGUUGGAAUUGAGAACUUCAUUCGUGCAAAGUAUGAAGAGAAGAGAUGGGUUCCAAGAGAUGGGAAUUCAAAAACACCUUCUGGAUUGCGGGAAGAGAAAACUCCACAUUGGCAGAGGCCUGUGGAGAGAAGUGGUCAUGCUGCUGUUUCUGAGAAUACUUUUGAGGAAAGGAAGAGAACCCAACCAUCAAAUGCAAUUCCUGCUACAAGAAUUAGUGUUCCUGCUCCUCCCAGAGCACCUGAGCAGGUAACUCCAACUCCUGUUACCAAACCUCAGCAUGUUGAGAAAGUGGAACCAGUAGCACCGCAACCACAAGCUGAAACUUCUAAGCAGGCAACAGACACAGCUCAAACUACCCCUCCAAAAGUUGACUAUGCUACAGACCUUUUCAACAUGUUGUCUAUGGAUGGCCCCAGUGAAAAUGCCUCAGAAGCUGCUGGUGCAACCGUUGAUGAUAAUCACUGGGCAGGUUUUCAGUCUGCUGCAGAGGUGUCAACAGCUGAGAAGACUAGUCUGCCGAAAGCAGCUGAUAGUACUCCCCAGUCUGCAUCUGGCAUUGAGGAUCUCUUCAAAGAUUCACCUUCUAUGACACCAUGCUUAGCUCCAGAAAAACCACAGAAAGAUGUGAAAAAUGAUAUCAUGAGCCUCUUUGAGAAGGGCAAUGUGGUAUCUCCAUUUUCUAUGCAUCAACAGCAGCUUGCCAUGCUAGCACAGCAUCAGUCUCUUCUAAUGGCUGCUGCAGCUAAAUCUACUGGUGCAGAUCCCAGGUAUCCUACUGGCAUACAACAACUUAGACCCGGUGUUCCUAUUCAAAGUUGGCCAGCUAAUGGCUACUCGAUUCCUGGUGUAAUGCCCAUGGGUGGUCAGGGAGAGCUGCAAAAACUUAUGCAGGGUCAGAGUAGGAACAUGAUCCCAGCACAAUUUGCUGGGAGCUCUGUUCAAUAUCCACCAUCCAGUUUCUAUGCUAUGGGACAAGUUCCUCCAGUUAACGGUAUGGGACAAGUUCAUCAAGUUAACGGGUUGAUAGCGACAAUGGGAGCGAGUAAACCUCAGUCGGCAGCUCCAGUGUCAUCUACCACUUCACAGCCUGCGAAGGAUUAUGAUUUUUCCUCCUUAACACAAGGGAUGUUUGGGAAACACUGAUUGGUAUUUUUGUUGGGCAAUGCACGCUAUGUCAUAUACCAUAGAAAGAUUAGUUAAAAUUACAGGAAGUGCGCUUUCUUGUCAUUUUUUCACUUGACCUGUUCCCAUUUGUAGAGCUAGUUCAGGUUUUUCCUCUUUUAUUUCAGAUGAUUGCUUCAUUUGUAUCCGUAGUUGUAUUCACUAUUCACAAUAAAAUUGUUGAUAUUAAUUAUAUAUUCCUUUCUUUG
Messenger RNA from Cajanus cajan (pigeon pea), 1863 nucleotides. RefSeq names its product ADP-ribosylation factor GTPase-activating protein AGD5. Lineage: Eukaryota; Viridiplantae; Streptophyta; Magnoliopsida; Fabales; Fabaceae. Gene Ontology annotation, molecular function: GTPase activator activity. The record is from RefSeq and is a predicted model, not a curated record.